Rubroshorea leprosula is the source of this 834-nucleotide messenger RNA. The record is from the annotation of a GenBank genome assembly. NCBI's taxonomy places the organism in Eukaryota, Viridiplantae, Streptophyta, Magnoliopsida, Malvales, Dipterocarpaceae.
AAUUGUACAAAUAAUCAAGCAGAAUAUGAAGUUUUGAUUAUUGGUUUUGAGAUGUUGGUGGAGCUUAAAGUAUCCAUGGCUGAAGUUAUAGGGGACUCACAACUAGUCUUGAAGCAAUUGUUUGGUGAGUACAAAUGUACUAGCCUUGCUUUAGCCCCUUAUUUUGCCUUGGCUGUGCAAUUACUGGAAGAAUUUGAUGAUGUGUCUAUCAGACAUGUGCCUAGAGACCAGAAUUAUGAAGCUAAUGAAAUGUCCCAUAUUGCUUCAGGUCUAGAUGAAAGUUUCGAGAUGUUGUUUGAUGUCCAUGAUGGGAUUUGUGGUGCACACCAGGCUAGGAUCAAGAUGCACAGGCUGAUUUGCAGGCAUGUCAGGUCUUUAAGAAUAACGAUUCAACAUAAUCUCCAGUCUAGGGAAUACGAUGAGGCCAUGAUGCUUGAACUUGAGGAUCUUGAAGAUACACGUUUAACAGCUUUGGAUAGAUUGCAAGCUCAAAAGCUUAAAAUUGCAAAGUCUAACAACAAGAGAGUGAAAGGUAAAAAUCUGGCAGUUAGAGACUUGGUUUGCAAAGCAAUUUUACCUCUUGGCAAGAAAGAUCACAGAUUUGGGAAGUGGUCCCCAAAUUGGGAAGGACCAUUCUGAAUUCAUGAAGUGUUGAGAGGGGGUGCUUAUUGGUUAGAGUCACUUGAUGGAGAGUUUCAUCCUAGAAAAAUCAAUGGAAUUUAUCUCAAGCCUUAUUACCCCAUAGUUUGGGAGGCAAGAGGAAUGGAGUCCCAAGAAGCUGUCUAAGCCAGGUUCACACUUUUUUUUGUGGAUAAUUAAAUUGAGUUUCUUUCA